Messenger RNA from Salvia hispanica, 876 nucleotides. Lineage: Eukaryota; Viridiplantae; Streptophyta; Magnoliopsida; Lamiales; Lamiaceae. The record is from RefSeq and is a predicted model, not a curated record.
AUGGAGAAGUAUCCUUAUGAGGAAUGUGGGGAGGUGAGGCUGCCUUCGUUGCCUUGUCUUGGGGUCAAGGAUUUGCCUUACCUCUCUAUGUUUAUGGAUGACAAGCAGACCAUUGUCAACCAUCUUUGUGGCCAGUUCUUGAAUCUUGACAAGGCAGAUUGGAUCUUCAUCAACACGUUCGACAUGCUCGAGAAAGAGAUUGGAUGGCCAGAAAAUGGCCAAUCAAGACCAUCAACCAUCCUCCUAAACCACAAAGACAACAACAACCUAAUCACCAUCAACCUUUUCGAACCGAAACAAGACGCCUGCACACAAUGGCUCGACUCCAAAGAGACCGCCUCCGUCAUCUACGUUUCCUUCGGAAGCAUCGCAUCCCUUGGAAAACCUCAGAUGGAAGAACUUGCACACGGCCUCGUCGCCAACAACCGUCACUUCCUAUGGGUCGUCAGAGCCUCCGAGGCCGACAAGCUCCCCCGGGAUUUCAAUCCCAGGGAGAAGGGCCUCGUGGUGGCUUGGUGUAACCAGCCAGCGGUGCUAGCCCACCGUGCGGUGGCGUGCUUCGUGAGCCACUGCGGGUGGAACUCGACUCUGGAGGCAGUCGGGCAUGGGGUGCCCGUCGUGGCCGUGCCGCAAUGGAUGGACCAGACCACGGAUGCUAAGUUUGUGGAGGAUGUGUGGGGGAUUGGGGUUGUGAUGAAAGGUUGUGAAAGAGAGGAGAUUGCUGAGUGUAUUGAAGGAGUUGUGGGAGGAGAGAGAGGGGUUGAGAUGAGAAGGAAGGCUUGUGAGUUUAGGAAAUUGGCUAAGGAUGCUGUGGAAUGUGGUGGGACUUCUAUCAAUAAUAUUCGGCAUUUUGUUGAGGAACUUCUGUGUAGGUAG